Molecule: messenger RNA, 1755 nt
Organism: Knipowitschia caucasica
Lineage: Eukaryota; Metazoa; Chordata; Actinopteri; Gobiiformes; Gobiidae
Source: the annotation of a GenBank genome assembly
AUGUCAGUCCAGGUUGUGGCGGCGAAAAUGGCAGAGGUCGAACUCAAAGACGUCCCCAGCGGCAAAGACCUCUCGGCUGGACCCUCUCUGUCCGCUGGUAAAGGCCUAGGUAAGAGCGAGGCCACUUCCACGUCCACCGCGGCGUCUCCAACUGCCGAGUCCACUGGCAACCCCGGGAAGAUGCCCCAAGCCUCCGCUCUGAAACGCACGGACCCGCAGCAGAACGGCGGAGAGGCGUUUGUCAAUCGGGACGGGACCGUGGCAGAAGCUCCGCGAAUGAAGAAGAUCCAGUUUGCAGAUCAGAAACAGGAGUUUAACAAGAGACCCUCCAAAAUUGGUCGACGUUCACUGUCUCGCUCCAUCUCUCAGUCCUCCACAGAUAGUUACAGCUCAGCGGCCUCAUACACAGACAGCUCUGAUGAUGAGACCUCUCCGCGGGACAAACAGCAGAAGAACUCAAAGGGAAAUGGAGACUUCUGCAUCAAAAACAUCAAACAAGCUGAGUUUGGACGUCGAGAAAUCGAAAUUGCAGAGCAAGAGAUGCCGGCACUGAUGGCUCUAAGGAAGAGGGCUCAGGGGGAGAAGCCCUUGGCAGGGGCCAAAGUGGUGGGCUGCACCCACAUCACUGCACAGACUGCUGUCCUGAUGGAGACGCUGUCUGCUCUUGGCGCACAGUGCCGAUGGGCUGCAUGUAACAUCUACUCCACUCAGAACGAGGUGGCAGCUGCUCUGGCCGAAGGAGGAUUCAGUGUGUUUGCGUGGAAGGGUGAGUCAGAAGACGACUUUUGGUGGUGCAUUGAUCGCUGCGUCAACGUUGAAGGCUGGCAACCUAACAUGAUUUUGGAUGACGGUGGAGAUCUCACGCACUGGAUCUACAAGAAAUAUCCAAAUAUGUUCAAAAAGAUCAAGGGCAUUGUGGAGGAGAGUGUCACUGGAGUGCACAGGUUGUACCAGCUGUCUAAGGCGGGGAAGUUGUGUGUUCCUGCCAUGAACGUGAACGACUCUGUGACCAAGCAGAAGUUUGACAAUCUUUACUGCUGUAGAGAGUCCAUCCUCGACGGCCUCAAGAGAACCACUGACGUAAUGUUCGGGGGCAAACAGGUGGUGGUUUGUGGAUACGGAGAGGUGGGAAAAGGCUGCUGCGCUGCUCUCAAAGCCAUGGGGUCCAUCGUGUAUGUCACAGAGAUUGACCCAAUCUGUGCCCUACAGGCCUGUAUGGAUGGAUUCCGACUGGUCAAACUCAACGAAGUCAUCAGACAAGUGGACAUUGUUAUUACGUGCACAGGAAACAAGAAUGUGGUGGUGAGGGAGAACCUGGAUCGCAUGAAGAAUGGCUGCAUCGUCUGUAAUAUGGGACACUCCAACACGGAGAUUGAUGUGGCCAGCCUUCGGACCCCUGAGUUGACAUGGGAGAGAGUGCGCUCCCAGGUGGACCAUGUGAUCUGGCCCGACGGCAAGAGGAUUGUCCUGUUGGCAGAGGGUCGACUGUUGAAUCUCAGCUGUUCCACCGUUCCCACAUUUGUGCUCUCCAUCACUGCCACCACUCAGGCACUGGCUCUGAUAGAACUCUACAACGCUCCAGAGGGUCGCUACAAACAGGACGUGUACCUACUGCCUAAGAAGAUGGACGAGUACGUGGCCAGCCUACACCUCCCCACGUUCGACGCACACCUGACGGAGCUGAGCGACGAGCAGGCGAAGUACCUGGGCCUGAACAAGAACGGGCCCUUCAAGCCAAACUACUACAGGUAUUAA